Ixodes scapularis (black-legged tick) is the source of this 1068-nucleotide messenger RNA. RefSeq names its product retinol dehydrogenase 12. The record is from RefSeq and is a predicted model, not a curated record. The coding region runs from base 1 to 1068 and encodes 355 amino acids. The transcript has 7 exons. Lineage: Eukaryota; Metazoa; Arthropoda; Arachnida; Ixodida; Ixodidae.
AUGUGGGGCAUAUCUUAUCACCCAAGACGAACGUCGAUAAACAUGAAGCAGGAGAGCGGCGGACCCUCCGGUUUUUUCCUGCUGCUCCGGGUGACCCUGACCCAGUUUGCACUGUGGGUGGCUACCGGCACGCUCUGCGUCCUUGCCCUCUUCGUCCGCAAGGGGGUGUGCAAAUCAAAGGCCAGCAUGGAGGGAAAGACCGUCAUUGUGACGGGCGGAAGUUCAGGCAUUGGCAAGGAGACAGCGAAAGACCUGUGCAGGCGGAAAGCUCGCGUCAUCAUCGCCUGCUGCGACCUGGACGAGGCGAAAUCAGCGGCGCAGGAGAUUUUCGAGGAAACGCAGCAGCCUGCGAUCAUCAAGCACCUUGACCUGGCCUCGUUCAAGUCGGUGAGGGCGUUCGCCGAGGACAUCGUCAGGACAGAACCCAGGCUCGACGUGCUCAUCAACAAUGCGGGAGUUGUACUCGAUUCGAGCAAAACAAAGCUUACGGAAGAUGGCUACGAGGAGGCUUUCCAGGUCAACUACUUAGGCCAUUUCUUGCUUACUAUGCUCCUCCUUGAUCUCCUGACCGAGAGUGCCCCGAGUAGGGUGAUCAACGUGUCCUCGGUGCUGCACCAUUUGGGGAGCGCGGACCACUUCGAGGACAGGGUCAAGGGGCGUCAUCCCAUGAGGGACCCCGUCGCUUCCUAUUGCAACAACAAGCUCGCCAUGCUGCUCUUCACCAGGGCUCUUGCCCACAAGCUCAAACAUUAUGGCGUCACGGUCAACGCUCUGCAUCCGGGCAUCUGCAAUACGCAUAUAGCCGAUCACUCAACUGGCCUGGUGUCUUCGUUUUUUCAUUUCAUUCAAGCACUGGGCGGAAAGACGGCGCGCGAGGGCGCGCAGACAUCCAUCUUCCUGGCAGUCGACCCCAAAGUGGCCAAGGAAACGGGCAAGUACUUCUCGGACUGCCGGAGGCACUGGAUCAGUUGGAGGGCCAAGGACCGGGCCCUGGCGGACAAGGUCUUCUGGAAGUCUGUGGGGCUCGUGCACCUCGAAGACUCUGCCAAUCAGUUGAUUAAGGCGUGA